Molecule: messenger RNA, 1080 nt
Organism: Ochlerotatus camptorhynchus
Lineage: Eukaryota; Metazoa; Arthropoda; Insecta; Diptera; Culicidae
Exons: 1
Coding region: 1-1080 (359 amino acids)
Source: RefSeq, a predicted model, not a curated record
AUGACUUUCCCGGAGGAUCUGCAAGGUCUAAUGGAUGGAUCCGUUGUGCCGACCAAACGCCAAGUCCUGAGCUUAGUCAUGAGUGUGUUCGAUCCAUUAGGGAUGAUCGCUCCCUUCGUAGUUCAUGGAAGGCCGAUAGUUCAGGAAGCGUGGCGAUCCGGAAUUGGCUGGGAUGAGCCGCUACCUGCAGAUAUCCUACCCCGGUGGGAAAAGUAUGUAAAAUUACUUGGAACACUGGAUAUGGUGAAGAUACCCAGAUGCUACUUUCCCGGCUACAGCGCUGGAGCCUACGAUUCGCUCGAAUUGCACGUUUUCGUUGAUGCUAGCAGUACUGCAUACGCCGCCGCAGCCUACUUCCGGAUAGUAGAUGGUGGUAAAAUACGCUGCAGUCUCGUGUCUGCAAAACCCAAGGUGGCGCCGAUUAAGUUACUUUCAGUGCCACGGUUGGAGCUACAAGCAGCCGUAAUUGGUACACGACUUAUGAAGUCCACGGUCUUGAACUGGCUUCGGUCAGACCCGCGAAAGUACAAGCAGUAUGUAGCAUUUCGGGUAACAGAAAUUCUGGAUGAAACGGAGGUCAGUGAUUGGAAGAAGGUGCCCACGAGAAUGAACGUAGCCGAUGAAGCCACCAAGUGGGGUCAUGGACCAUGUUUCGAAGAACAGAGCAGGUGGUUCAAGGCCCCAGAGUUCCUGUAUAAGCCGGAGUGUAGCUGGCCAGAGGAAGCGGUCGAGUCGACAACAGCCGAAGAAUUAAGGAUGGUCCAUGUGCACCAGCUGCCACCGACGCAGCUAGUCAUCGAGUUCAAACGGUUUUCAAAGUGGGAAAGGUUAACCCGCACAGUAGCAUUCGUUCUACGGUUUGGCUGCAGGCAGAAGGGCAAGGACGUAACCUUGAGCAGUGAGGAGUGUAAACUAGCGGAGUCGACCGUGUUUAAGCCGAUCCAAGCGAGUGAAUACCCGGACGAAUGCAAAAUUCUGCGGAAAAAUCACCAAGUGCAGCUAGAGCAACGUAAGCAAAACCAGCAGAGCAGUCGGAUAUUCAAACUAUCUCCGUUUAUCGACCCAACAGGAGUCAAGUGA